AUGGGGCUUUCCCGUUGUGGCAAGUUCCUCAAGUAUUCCAUGUUCUUGUUCAACUCGGUCAUAUUGAUCGCAGGUUGCGGACUUCUCGGGUUCGGCGUCUACACCCGAUCAAGCGAGAACCAGCUGUCUCAGCUGUCUUCGAUCCUGGGCUCCUCGCUAAACUCCGCCAUCUCCACGGCGCUCAUCGUGUCUGGGGGCGUGGUCAUCGUCAUCUCAUUCUUCGGCUGCUGUGGCGCCAUCAAGGAAGUGAAAUGCAUGCUGGGAUCGUUCUUUAUUCUUCUAUUCGUGAUGCUGUUGGCCAUGGUUAUAGGUGGAAUCGUGGUCUACGUGUAUAGAGAUAACGUAGGUGAUGCUAUCCUGACAGAACUGUCCAAGUCACUCAACACAACCUAUGGGGCGCCAGGAAAAACAGAAGUCACUCGGGCGUGGGACGACAUGCAGAGUUUAUUCAACUGCUGCGGUGUGUACGGAGGCAUCAACUCAACAACAUCCUGGGCCUAUUACCGAGAGUACACCUACUGGUUCAGGAAUAAAACUGGAGACAUGAAGGAAUACGUGCCAGCAAGCUGCUGCCGCAACUCCUACGGCCUCAACAGGUCCAAGUGUGUUGGGGCUCAGGGCUUCGACAACAUCAUUCCCGCCAGACUCCCGCCCGUCAGCUUGAGCGAGGAGAACGAUCUGCUCUUUACAGAU
Molecule: messenger RNA, 693 nt
Organism: Physella acuta
Lineage: Eukaryota; Metazoa; Mollusca; Gastropoda; Physidae
Product: tetraspanin-9
Cellular component (GO): plasma membrane
Source: RefSeq, a predicted model, not a curated record